AUGUGGGGCAAGGCAGGGAAGGUGGAUGUAGUCGACAUUGAUAUGGACUAUUUUUUGGUUGAGUUCCAGAGCAAGGAAGACUACGAGCUGGCAUUAACUGGUGGUCCGUGGAUCGUGAUGGACUCAUACCUAGUGGUCAUGCGAUGGAAACCUGCUUUUAAUCCGCUGUCUGAAGUGAUCGACAAGGUUGCAGUAUGGGUAAGAUUGCCAGUUAUUUCUAUAGACCUAUAUGAUAAGAAAAUUCUUUAUGCUAUUGGUAGCGAGAUUGGGAGAGUUAUAAAGGUUGAUGGACCGACGGCAAGGAGGAAGAGAGGCCGCUUUGCGCGUGUCUGUGUUGAGGUGGAUUUAAAGAAACCGCUUCUGCCUCAUUAUGCUAUUGAUGGGAGGUGCUAUCCAAUUGAGUACGAAAGCAUGAACCUACUGUGCUUAGCGUGUGGAACGUAUGGGCAUGUGAGGGAGGACUGCAAGAAGGAGGUGGAACAGGGGCAGGAAAAGGAGACAAGUAGUGAAGUAGGAGGGGAUACUAUGAUGAGAAAUGGGAACAGUGUGGCUAAGGAGUCAGAGGAUAAUAACGGAGGGGGACUUUGGAGAGUGGUACAGAGGAAUAGGCGAGGUAGGAGGCCUAGGAGUAUGACAGAUACGGUUGGCGCUCCAUCACGUUUUGAAAUUCUACGACAAAACGGGGUGGAGGUAGAACAGAGGGAGAGGGAGAUGCAGAAUGUGAGGGGUGGAAGUAAUACAGGUACUGGAGGCAUGGAGGAAGGUAGAAGGACUGAAAAAAGAACGAUAGGGAAGAAGGCUUUGAAGGAUAUUACUAGCGAGCGCAUGGUGAGGGCUGAAGCAAGUUCUUACGGGAAGAGCAAAACAGAGUUUAGGAAGGUAAACAAAAUGCAAGAUAGGAGCGAAGGAGGGGAUUUCUUUGCGGCUCAGAGAAGAGUAGGUGAGGAGAUGAGACUUCAGAAAGAUUGCAUGGAGACUGACGAAGUGGUGGAGGUACAUAAAGAAUGGGGAGUGGAAGAGGAGAACGCAGGGGGUCAGAUUGUGCUUUCUAGAGGGCGCAAUGGGUGUGAGGGACUGAUGAAUCAAUUUGACCCUGAUGGGGAUGGAGAGCAGAGGAGGAACUGGAGGGAUAUAGUAGAAAAUGAGAUGCAAUCAGUAAAUGACAUGGGAGUACGACUGGAUGGCCAGGGAGGCAUAGUGGGGAAGGACCUGGCUGCUAGUUAUUAA
Neltuma alba is the source of this 1227-nucleotide messenger RNA. RefSeq lists its product as uncharacterized. Bases 1 to 1227 code for a protein of 408 amino acids. Lineage: Eukaryota; Viridiplantae; Streptophyta; Magnoliopsida; Fabales; Fabaceae. Gene Ontology annotation, molecular function: zinc ion binding; nucleic acid binding. The transcript has a single exon. The record is from RefSeq and is a predicted model, not a curated record.